GAGGGGCGGCGGGGAGUUAAGAGCCGCGGCGGUGGAAAGGAGCUGAUGUGGCAGUUGAGGGUGGCGGUGCUUUCGGGUCCUCUGGGUGCUUCCCGGGCCGGGGUAACUCGGGUGCAGCGGCCGCACGCCGGCAGAGCUGAAAGCCUUAGCAAAGCCAUCCUCCUACAGCCUGCUGGGUCAGCUCCGCGGGCGACUCGGGGCCCGUCUCGCGUUCUCGCAUUUUCUUGCCAUCUAAAGUUCAAAUAUGAACCCUGAACUUAGGAAAAAUAAGCAAACAAACAAUUUCUACUGCAAAAUUUGCAAAAUCUGGUGUCCUUCUGCGUUAAACUUGAAGUCUCACUUCCUUGGAUACAAACACAAGAUGGUUGAAGAAACGCUGAAAGCUCGUGGCCUUGUUAAACCAUCAAGAGGCUCAGGGGAACAAGUCAAAAUGCCUGGAAAGCUUCCUGUUUAUGAGCAAAGCAAGCCACAAAAUUUUCAGGGACGGACCUUGGAAAAACAGCUUAAUAUGUAUAAAAACUCAGAACCUGCUCUUGGGCUUAAUUAUAUAAUAGAAUACAGAUCAAAACAGAAUUUCCCUUUUCUCUAUGAAUGUCAACUCUGCCAAUGUAGAACAGGAUUGAGUAGCAUGUUCAUGCAUAUUUGUGGUUCCAAGCAUAGACUAGCAUACCUGAAACAACAUUAUCCUGAGGUAGCAGAGGUUGAGGGCAUAGGCUCUGAACUGAGAAAAAAAGUUAAGCAAAUCGCAGAAACAAUUGAGAAGAAAGAAGGAAGAAAACAAAUAAAGGUUGUCAGAGGAGCUCCAAUAAUGAGGAGAAAAUGGCAGCAAUAUCCCAACGCAGAUGACAGCCCUUCAAAAGCUAAAGUUCAGCAUUUGGAUGUAUCACUUAGCAAUGAAGAAGAAACAGAUUGUCCAUAUAAUGAUGAGACAAUGCUGGACUCUGUUCAAGAUGAAAAGGAUGUUCAAAAAGAGCAGGAAAAAAGUCAGAAAGACAAGGCAAAACCUGAUGAGAAGGUCGAACCAAAUAAGGCUUUUGAAAGCAGCCAAGACAUUGAGACUGAAGAUGGCAGCAAAGACAACAACUCAGAAAAGUGUGAGACCAGUGAACAAUUGCCAGAAGAAAACAAUGAAGCAGAGCAAGAAUUUACAGCAAAUUUCAAAGAAUUCACCAGUCAAGAAGAACUGUUGGAUUAUCUGCAAAGUUUUGAGAUACUGAAUGAAGAUGAUGCUUCAUUUAUCCUAAAAGUUACACAGACUCUUACAGAUGCACUGGUAGAAUACCGUCACCAGCUUGCAUCAAACAAGGACCUCUUAGAUACUGAAUGUAAUGGAGAAGCAGCGCUGGAAUGUUCCAUAGAGCAGUCUGACCUGACUUCAGCAGAUAUUAGUGACUCUGAUACUGCUUAUUCAAGCAGCCAAUCAGCUAAGCAGCCUCUAGCAGUAAAUGAAGACAAUGAAUCCCAAAACGUUUCAUCUGGCUCUUUGGGAACAGCACAUGAGAACAUCACUACUGAAUUUCUGAACACUGUAAGAAAUAUGAAUGUCGAGGAAGUAACUGCUACUCUACACAAAAUAGCAGCAGCAAAUCCAGCUUUUAGAGGAAUUGAUAUUCCAAAAGUUAUAAGGAUCCUGACUGAAAGUGGAACUCUGAGACCAAGCAACAGCAGCACAAAGUGACAUGGUAGUUAAUAGAGUUAAUAUAACAAUGUUUACUUUCUGUAAAUUUGUGGUUUACUUAAUGUAAACUCAAUCUAGCUUAUUUUGACAUGUUCAAAUUUUGUAUAGUGUUAAUUUUAAUUAAAUUAAUCACUUGGUUUUGAGAUUCCUAUUAUUUAUUCCUCCAUAUAGAUGAAAUUUCUGUAUUGUGGAAAGGUUGUGAAGCUCAUGUUCUUUCUUUCCAUGUUGAAACAUAACUGUAAAAACAGUUAACUGUUGUUUUUGUCAAUAUCAUUAAAUACUGCACAUUGACAGUC
Messenger RNA from Pogoniulus pusillus (Red-fronted tinkerbird), 1974 nucleotides. RefSeq lists its product as uncharacterized. Gene Ontology annotation, cellular component: precatalytic spliceosome. Gene Ontology annotation, molecular function: zinc ion binding; single-stranded RNA binding; double-stranded RNA binding. Lineage: Eukaryota; Metazoa; Chordata; Aves; Piciformes; Lybiidae. The record is from RefSeq and is a predicted model, not a curated record. Bases 245 to 1678 code for a protein of 477 amino acids. The transcript has 17 exons.